Messenger RNA from Anolis carolinensis (green anole), 2675 nucleotides. RefSeq names its product transmembrane protein 184C (gene tmem184c). Lineage: Eukaryota; Metazoa; Chordata; Lepidosauria; Squamata; Anolidae. Gene Ontology annotation, molecular function: transporter activity. The record is from RefSeq and is a predicted model, not a curated record. Gene Ontology annotation, biological process: transport. The transcript is spliced from 10 exons. The coding region runs from base 300 to 1613 and encodes 437 amino acids. Gene Ontology annotation, cellular component: membrane.
GGCGGGGCCAGGCGCCAUUUCCGGCCUUGGCGCCGGAAGGCGGUUUGUUGUGAGGCGAGAGCGUGAGGGAGCGGCGGCGUCAGGCAAAUGGGCGGGGCGGCAGGCCGUGAGGGCGACGGUGGAGGCGGCCGCGAUGCGUUCUGCUCUGGGGGGCCGUCGUGGGGCAGCUUUCCUCGGCCCUUGAGCAGGCCUCGGCGGCGGCUGGAGAUCCCUUCCGAGCCGAGCAGGCCUUGAGAGACUCCCACAGGCCCGUCCCUGCUUCCUUCUUUCCAUCAUUCCUCCUUCUCCUCGCAGCCACCAUGCCUUGCACCUGCGGGAACUGGCGGCGCUGGAUCCGGCCGCUGGUGGCCACGGUGUACAUCGUGGGGCUCCUGGUGGCGCUGCCGCUCUGCUUGUGGGAGCUGCAGAAGCUGGAGGUUGGAAUCCAUACCAAGGCAUGGUUUAUAGCUGGAAUCUUUUUAUUGAUGACAAUACCAAUAUCUCUUUGGGGAAUAUUGCAGCAUUUAGUUCAUUAUACUCAACCUGAAUUACAGAAGCCUAUAAUAAGGAUUCUAUGGAUGGUGCCAAUUUACAGUUUAGACAGUUGGAUAGCAUUGAAGUACCCCAAAAUUGCAAUAUAUGUGGAUACCUGUAGAGAAUGCUAUGAAGCAUAUGUCAUCUAUAAUUUCAUGGUAUUUCUUUCAAGCUACCUGACCAAUCGCUAUCCCAAUCUGGUGUUAAUCCUAGAGGCCAAAGACCAGCAGAGACAUCUGCCACCAUUGUGUUGCUGUCCACCAUGGGCUAUGGGAGAGGUGUUGUUAUUCAGAUGCAAGCUUGGAGUUCUUCAGUAUACUGUUGUCAGACCAUUCACCACUAUUAUUGCUUUAAUCUGUGAAAUGGUUGGUGUAUAUGAUGAAGGAAACUUUAGCUUCAAAAAUGCUUGGACCUACUUGGUUAUUUUCAACAACAUAUCCCAGUUGUUUGCUAUGUACUGCCUUGUAUUAUUCUAUAAAGUACUACGGGAUGAACUGAACCCAAUUAGACCUGUGGGGAAAUUUCUAUGUGUGAAGAUGGUUGUUUUUGUUUCUUUCUGGCAAGCUGUACUUAUUGCAUUACUGGUGAAAGUUGGUGUUAUCUCUGAAAAACGAACAUGGGAAUGGCAAACUGUUGAAGCUGUGGCGACUGGUCUACAGGAUUUUAUUAUUUGUGUAGAGAUGUUCUUUGCAGCGAUUGCUCAUCACUACAGCUUUUCCUACAAGCCUUAUGUACAAGAAGCUGAAGAAGGCUCUUGUUUUGAUUCUUUCCUUGCAAUGUGGGAUCUUUCUGAUCUUAGGGCAGACGUAACUGAACAAGUUCGCCAUGUUGGAAGGACAGUUUUUGGUACACCUAGGAAAAUGUUUUUUGGUGAAGAUCUUGACCAGAAUGAACAUACAAGCUUGCUCUCGUCAUCCACUCAGGAUCCGAUUUCUGCCGCCUCUUCCAUGCCAUCAUCACCCGUGGGCCAUUAUCAAGGAUUUGGGCAUACUGUGACUCCAACAAUGGCUACUGAACCAACAUCAGAUGGCUUCUGUAACAUCACAGAAGAGAAUGAGAGUUCCCCUGUUCAAAGAGAGGAGCCCAUGGGCAAAAGUUAAACCGCUUUCCUCGAGCAUGUUAUUGCAGGAUUUGCUCAGGCCUUGUUUCCUGGCCCUGGAAAUGCCAUUCUCCUAAAAGAAUGUGAGCAACAGAGGACUAUGUGAAACUAACAGUACAGGUGGAUUCAGUUUUAAGUAAUGAAUGUCUGAAUUGCAAAUGAAAGUAUAUAUUGUGCUAUUUUGCAGACACACAUAUGCAGAACAUAGUUGAAUUUUAUACUGCUAUAAUAUGGUAUUGAGGCCAUCACUGAAUUCAACGAUUACAAUCAUUCACUGACAAUAUGGAGUGUAUGAUGUAUGCAUCAGAAGAAAUCGAUUCCAGACAUAUGAUAGUAACUACAUUAGGCUGAGUAGUUUAAAAACCUGCUUGUCCUUCGUGGUAGGGUAAAGUAGGAGGGUUCCAGUUCCGAUUUCCCUUUCCAAGCCAAUUAAUAUUUCAAAAGUGUUCUUUCCCCAUUCCAGAAUAUUAUCUAAUGUGCCAGAAUAAUUAGAACUAAAGCAUUUGUUAUUUAUGUUACAUACACUUCCAUCUGCUGAUCAAAUAGCAUUUGCUCCAUAAUGUGGAUAUCAUUUAAUGUCUUUUUUGAGUUCAAAAUAGUUUUGCCUCCUAAAAAAUUGUCUUAAAUAGAAUCAAGUAAUCUCUGUAAUUCCGGUGUAAGAUACAGGAAUGUAACACAUAAGCAUUGCUCCAAGGACUUAUUACCCAUAUAGUUAACCAGUGGGUUUUCUAGCCCAUUUUCACAUUUGUAUCUGCAAUACAUGCUUGAGCUGUCUUACCUUCAUAUUAAAAGCUGAAAGGUUUGCAUUUUAAAGUGACAUCUUCAGAAAACCAAAUAUUAAGAUACUUGGAGUUUUAAUUGAACUUGUGGCUGCUACAGCGAACUCAUGUGGCAAGUGCUUUUGCAGUACUAGUGUGUUUGUAAAUAUUUGGCCUUAUUCACUAGGCUGCAUAUUUUAUGCUAAUUUUAAUGUGUCCUUAAGUGAUUCUUGUUAAAAGGGGUAAAUCAUGUUUCUCCAUUGUUUGUUGUACAUAAACAAAUAAAAUUUUAUUUAAACUUUUAA